AUGACUCUUCCAAAUACUCCUCCAACCUCGUAUGGAACUACUACUGGCUAUCCACAACAACCACAACAACCCGUGAUGAUGACAACUACUGGCUAUCAACAACAACAAACAGUCAUUGUUUCUCAACAAGUCCAACAACCCAUGAUGAUCAUUACUACCUCAGCGGCUAACACUCCUCUCUCUGUGGUUCAAUUCGCUAAUGGUCCACUCGUGGAAACACUCUCGGAAAGCCUCUAUUUGGAUGGUAAUUCUGGUUUUGCCUUACCAACACAACUCUCCCAUACGUUGAGUUUGUAUGGUGUUCAAAAUUCGGGAGCGUUGGUUGCUGAGAUGGAACAAGUAGUCUCUAAUUUGAAUGGAAUGUUGAGAGAACAUUAUACGGGAGCUUCAAAAUAUGAUAUCGGAUUUUGGGUCUCGUUUACAGUGAUCAUGAUUUUGACGGUUUUAACGAUGGGAUUGGCAGUGGGAAUACUCUUUAUCAUGUACAUUCCUCUUUACAAAAAGUCAAGAUACUUGUUGUCAAAUAUGAACCGUGUGGUGAGACCAAAGAUACAACAAUACUUGACAGAGUUCAAUAGAACAAAACUCAUUCCACUCGGAUUGGAAUUAGUUUUGAGCUUCAUUCCUGCUCCAUCUGCAUUUUCUGCUACUCAAACCAUGUGGAUCUAUUCUUCCACCUCUACUGAGAGAAUUGUGUUAAAGUUGAUUCGUGUCUCAAAACCUGUUCCAACUGCUGUCAUGCAAUAG
This is a messenger RNA of Naegleria lovaniensis, 747 nucleotides long. RefSeq lists its product as uncharacterized. The record is from RefSeq and is a predicted model, not a curated record. The coding region runs from base 1 to 747 and encodes 248 amino acids. NCBI's taxonomy places the organism in Eukaryota, Heterolobosea, Eutetramitea, Acrasida, Naegleriidae. The transcript is spliced from 2 exons.